AUGCCGCAGCGGAACGAGUCGAAUGGGAUCGACGGCGUCGUGACGGUUGUCGGGUUGAGGGACGACGAGGCAAGGGACAUCCUGUUGGAGAGGAGGGGUACGGUGGAGAACGGGGGGAUCGAUGUUGGAAAGCGCUGCGACGGGAUGCCGGAGCUCAAGGACGAUCGGGAUCAACCGUUGGACGACGAGGAGGUGUGCCUGGACCUUGGAGAACCGUCGCCGGAAGUGAUUGAUUACGCGAGGAGGGAGCUCGGGGAGACGGACGACGUGAAGUGUAGGACUCUUCAGGAACUGAGGGAUAUGAUUUAUGAGAGAGGGGAGUGCCUGCCGCGCAGGAUGGACGACGAUUUUUUGAUCAGAUUUUUGAGAACGAGGAAUUUCAACGUUAAUCGGGCACAUCGAUUGAUCGUGAAUUACUGCAACUUCAAAGAGGAACAUCCGGAGAUCCACCAGGAUAUAAGGCCGCUCGAGAUGAAGUACAUCGGCGACGACGACGUCGUUUCCGUACCCCCGUACAGGACCCAAUGCGGAAGGAGGAUAAUGAUAUAUCGUUUGGGGAAUUGGGAUCCAAGAAAGUAUUCCGUCGAGGAGAUCUUCAAGGCGACCAUCAUUAUUCUCGAGCUCGGCGUCCUCGAGCCGAGGGCCCAGAUCCUUGGCGGAACCGUGAUCUUCGAUUUGGAGGGCAUCACCAUGGCCCACGCAUGGACCAUCACUCCCCAGGUUGCCAAUAUGGUGAUAGCCCUGAUGGUGUCGGCGUUUCCGAUGAAGACUCACGCGAUACACAUCCUCCACCAAUCCUGGGUGUUCGACGUGAUGUUCUCAGUGUUCAAACCUCUCCUCGACGCGAGGAUGCAGAAGAAGAUAUUCUUCCACGGCGGGAACAUGGACAGCCUUCACAAGCACAUCUCACCCUUCCAUCUGCCGAAGAGGUACGGAGGAAUCAGGGAGGAGUUGCCCUACUACAAGUGGAUCGACAACCUCAGCAAAGUGCCCCAGAUCGUGAAAGAGAUGAAGCAGCUCGGCUACAUCGUGCCCGAGGAGAUACUCGAACAGUUGGGCCAAUUGGUCGAGGAUUGAAAUUAGAGGAUCUCUCCUCCCCCCCCCCCCCCUCCUGUGUCACGAUAUUAAACUUCCUCCCUUCUUCUUCAAUACAUGUAACCCAUACACGUGUUACGGCAAAAAC
Molecule: messenger RNA, 1183 nt
Organism: Apis dorsata (giant honeybee)
Lineage: Eukaryota; Metazoa; Arthropoda; Insecta; Hymenoptera; Apidae
Product: alpha-tocopherol transfer protein-like
Exons: 4
Coding region: 1-1077 (358 amino acids)
Cellular component (GO): membrane
Molecular function (GO): phosphatidylinositol bisphosphate binding
Source: RefSeq, a predicted model, not a curated record